Messenger RNA from Entamoeba invadens IP1, 645 nucleotides. RefSeq lists its product as hypothetical. The record is from RefSeq and is a predicted model, not a curated record. Lineage: Eukaryota; Evosea; Mastigamoebida; Endamoebidae. Bases 1 to 645 code for a protein of 214 amino acids. The transcript has a single exon.
AUGGCGGAGAACGAGGAGACUGCGGAUUUCAAAUUUUCCGUGCGACUGAAUUGGGAAACUGAGAAAGACGACCGGGACCCUUUUGCUUUGAUCUAUGGAGAGGAAGCCAAAAAAAAUGAAAAAGUUGUCACAAAAUACGAAUUUGAAGGGAAGUCCGUCCUCCUUUCCGUCUUUAAUAAAGAAAAGGAAGAACGAUUUAAAACCCAAAACACAGGGCAGUACAGAGGCUUUAAUGGGUUUGUCACCGUCGUCUUCCCCGACGAACGGAACAGUAUCGACCAAGCUUCAUACCAAAACACAGAAAUCGUUCGAUACACUCACGACCAAAUUUUCAUCAUUACUGUUGUCUUCAAGAGUAAAGACAUUACCAGUAUCAUGACCGAACAAGACAAAACAAAUUUUGAAAACCCAGUCUGUGAUAAUUAUCACUUCGCAGAAGUCGAGGUGGAUGACUCCGAGAAGUUAAAAGAGAUGGUCAAAGGUAUUGCCCAGGCGCUCAUGGCUUUGUCUCUUCAAGAGAAAGAAGAGGAGGAGAAAAAGAAAGAGGAAGAGGAGGAGAAGAAAAAAGGGAAGAAAGGUAAGAAGGACAAGAAGAAGGAUAAGAAGUCCAAAAAAGGUGACAAGGAAAAGUGCUGUAUUGUGUAA